AUGCCGCAUGUUAGCCUUGACGCCGCCGGACUUGUCGCGCUCGCUGACUUGGACAUUAUCGCUCGGCGUACUGCCCUCUCGGGCACCUCUCGGUUUGCCGACGUCCUUGUGCUCUGUCCAGGCCUUCACACUCAACAAUCAGCCAGCGAGCUGAACCGUGGGGAGUUUCCAGCAUGUGCGGCCAUGACGACUGGUUACGCCUUCCGAAUCGAGAACCCUGCAACUGUAGCUUUCCUCCAAAGCAUCGGAAGGACCGGACAGCUGAGCUGUGUCAAGGUUGAAUACGCAAAAAGCCAUAGCGAAGAAUGGACGACCAUCAAGCUCUUCUGCAGGACGGUUCCUUAUGCCUUCUGUUGUUUGCUCACAAUCUCUACCCUCAUCGUGUUCGCAUUGAUCCGAGACUGGUGGGCCGUCACCUCAGUCAGCAUCUUGGUAUUUGCACGACUGUGUAAUGUCUUUGUCGUCAAGAAACGGGUCGAAAGAGCUGGUGAAUGGAAGGGUGCUAGUGAGCCGGGCGUUCAGGGCGAUCUGCUUGUGCUUUUAAGCCAAGAUCGUUGGAUCAGGAUCCAGGGUGCUGUUGAUGAUCUCAAAGCAGUGACAUCUGGACAAUGGCUAGCCGAGAUGACCCCUCUAGAGAGUGCAGUAUCUGCCUUGGCGACAGUGUUGGUGUAUCUGGAUGCCGCACUAACGAGCAAUGCAUCUCAGCUGGGGAAGAUCAUACUUCUCGUUCUUCUGAUAGGCUCGGCUGGCUUCUUGGCCAUAGCAAAUGAGCAGACUGAAGCUCUACACAUGCAUGGUCGCGUGCUGCAAGUUCAGAAAGGGCGCAAGGCUUACGACCGAAGGCUGUCCAUGGCAAAGGAGCUCAUACAUUCUUCGGGUAGAUCCGACUGGGCCUUGAAGCUUGGCUUGGUGAAUGAAAAGGAUUGCGACGAGAAGUGCGCCAGCGCGAACUCCUCUGUCAUAAUGUAA
This is a messenger RNA of Aureobasidium melanogenum CBS 110374, 969 nucleotides long. RefSeq lists its product as uncharacterized. The record is from RefSeq and is a predicted model, not a curated record. The transcript has a single exon. Lineage: Eukaryota; Fungi; Ascomycota; Dothideomycetes; Dothideales; Saccotheciaceae. Bases 1 to 969 code for a protein of 322 amino acids.